AAGAACUAAAUGGAAUCGUGAAAAGGAGAAUAUCAAAGAAGGAGAUUUAGUAGUCAUAAAGGACGAUAGGUUGGCUCCAAAUGAAUGGAAGUUGGGUCGAAUUGCAAAAACAUAUCUCGGUAGCGAUCAGAAUACGAGGGUUGUAGACUUACGGACAUCAAGUGGCAACAUUAGCAGACCUAUCACAUAAAUUGUCAAAUUGUUUUCCGACUGACUAGCCGGAAUCCUACUUAAAAAAGAACAUAGUACUCGCCUUUGGUUUUUUUCAGAUAUGGCUGCCUACUUGCCCAAUCAAGACUGCCGUUUAGAUGAUCGCAGCCGCAGUCCCAACCAAUCCGCACGUCCAACAGCGAGAAGUUCUAGCAGACCCAGACGCCCAACCGAACCCAUUCCCAGCAGACCGGCUCAUAGACACCGCAGACUUCCCAGUUCCACAUCGCCAGAAAGACGUCAACGAAGCCGCUCCGCUGCAAGAUCCCGCCAACGCCAAGAACGACCCAGCUAUUGGCAGUACUCCUGUGGGUUGUGUCAGGAGGACCAUGCCCUCAGUGCUUGCGAAAGGUUUCGCCACCAGACCCCCUUCCAGCGCUAUGAGACUGUGGAGCGUAGGGGGUACUGCAGAAAUUGCCUUGCCAGAAGUCAUUUGGCCCCUGACUGUCCGUCGUUGACUGGUUGCAGGAGGUGCAACAAUCGGCAUCAUACGCUGCUACACGGGGCGUCUCAGCUGGAGGAAGUAUCUCUAAACAUGGAAGUUGUAACAACACCAAACUUUGCGUGGGAUUUGGUAUUUGUGCCAACGGCUAUGGUGUACAUCAAAGCUGACAAAAUAGAGGGGUACACCAUGAUAAGGGCAUUAAUCAGCCAAUCAGCGACGAUGUCCAAAAUAUCGUAUGCGGCUUUCCGUAGAUUGGGCUUACAAUCGCGGAUUUACAAAGGGCAGCGAUUUACCACCUUUACGGUUUCGCCCCGCCGCACAAACAGCCACUGGAGUCUUAGAGUCAAUGCCUUGAUAAUCGAAGAUUUGCCCAGGCGCAUUUACUCGGACCCGAUCCUCGAGGACCCCACAAGAAGUUUCAGAAAUUGCGCCCUAGCCGACCCUGAUCCCCGAGGCAACAAUCCCGUCGAUGUGGAACUGGGUGCUGACGUUUACUCAGCCAUAAGGAAAGACGAGUGCAAGGAGGCUGGAAUUGGAGAUGUCCUGGCCUAUGAUACCCAACUGGGUUACGUGUUUGCCGGUCCAAUAAAAAAUAUGCCAAAAAUAUAAAGAACAAUAUUGUAUUUCAAAAAUGAA
Molecule: messenger RNA, 1291 nt
Organism: Musca domestica (house fly)
Lineage: Eukaryota; Metazoa; Arthropoda; Insecta; Diptera; Muscidae
Exons: 1
Coding region: 272-1264 (330 amino acids)
Source: RefSeq, a predicted model, not a curated record